UCUGUAUAUUCCCUUUUUUCCCCACUCACUUGGACCCAGUAGCCUAAUGAUCCUUAACUAAUCCUAAAAUAGCCGACAGCCUUCUCCUCUUCUUACAGCUGCUAUUUGGGGAAAGAUAGCAGUCUCUGGAAAAAAACGACACAAAACUUCAAGAGCUAGUUUUCUACUAUUGGAAACACUUGAUUUUUAAAAUUUCCGUAAAACUUACAGAGUAGAAUAAAAACGCAAAAAAGAAUCGCGCGAAGCGAAAGUACAAGAAGGCCGAAGAGUGAAAAGUUAGGAUCCGCGUCAUCGCCUGCGCGACUGAACCGACCUGCGAGUCACUGAACCGGGAGAGGAAUAUUAGCAUGGCCAGUCCUGCUGAUCUGGAGCACUAUAAGGCCGCAAUGGUGCUAAGCGGAGUUGGGGAUGCUCUGGGUUACAGGAAUCAGUUGUGGGAAUACAACGAGUCUGGUCCAGCCAUCCAUCAGGAACUACAGGAGCUUGGAGGACUAAAAAACAUCACAGUUCAACUUCCUGAUUGGCCAGUCAGUGAUGAUACAGUCCUUCACCUGGCUACCGCUGAAGCUUUAGCCACAGGAAAGGAAGGAGAGGACCUGCUUCAUGAGGUGGCAUCUCGUUAUGUGGAGGGUAUGAAAGACAUGGAGGGGAGGAAACCGGGACCAUCGAGCAUCCUAGGUGUGUCUCAGUUAUGCCCAGGUACCGAAGGGGGCUACAGAAUAGCUUAUAAUCCCGAAGGAACAGGAUGUGGCGCUGCCAUGAGAUCCAUGUGCAUCGGUUUGAGAUACCCUCGACCGGAGCAGCUCUCCUCUUUAGUCAGAGUCGCCAUGGAGACUGGCAGAAUGACCCACACUCAUCCAACUGGAUUCCUUGGUGCUGUUGCAUCUGCACUGUUCACAGCGUAUGCCAUUCAGCGCCGUCCUAUCACAACGUGGGGUCUGGGUUUAGUGAAGGAGGCCUGUCCAAUAGCAAAGGAGCUGGUAAGGUUGGCAGGAUACACUAUUCCUGAGACAGAGAGAGACUGGGGUUACUUCACGGAGAAAUGGGAAUGGUAUCUUGAAUUGAGGGGUUUGUCAUUAGGAACUGGUCCAGUGGUGUUUCCUGAGCGAUAUGGACCGGCUGAACGUGAUGAGGCAUAUAAGAGCUUCAGUCUUUCUGGAUGGGCAGGGCGAAGUGGUCACGACGCACCUAUGAUAGCUCUGGAUGCUCUACUGGGGGCAGGGUCAAACUGGGAGGAGUUAAUGAGCCGUGCAGGUUUUCAUGGCGGAGACAGCGACAGCACAGCGGUCAUUGCGUGUUGUUGUUGGGGUCUAAUGUACGGGAUGGGCGGAGUGCCUGAGUGUAAUUUCACCAACCUAGAGUACAGGGACAGGCUGGAGAACAGCGCUGAGAAACUUUACUCACUAUCACACUGAAAACAUCCGUUAUCUCAUUGACUGAUAAGACAAAAUGGCAAAUCGAUAACUUAAAACGGAACUGACUUGUUACAUUUAGUUAGCAAGACUUAGUAGCUAUGAUGCAUGUGCAGAAACAUGUUUUUUGUUUAACACUUUCUGACCUUGCUAAAGUUCAAGCCAUUACUGUGCUUAAUGAAAACUAAGAAAAGGUAUAUUAUUUCAGAUUAUAGCUUGCAAAUUUUACGAAAAUACUCUAACUGCAGUGCCUUAAAUCAGAGCACAGUGUGUUUGCUAAACAUUGAGGAAUUUUCUACACACAUUUUGGUAAAGUUACAUUUUCGUAGAUUGUAGCUAAUUAAUUAACCACAUAAACAUGUUAUCAGCACAUGAAUAGAAACAUAUGGGAUAUCCUAUAGCUUGCUGGCUAGCAAAUCCUAGCUAGCAAACUAAACACAUCUUAUUUAUCAGUUUAUGUUAAAUUGUGUUAAAUAGUUGUAUGUAAAUGACUUAAACUAGUUAAAAAUCAUAAUCUGCUAAUAAAUUGUUUUUUAUUAACUUCU
This is a messenger RNA of Tachysurus vachellii, 1957 nucleotides long. Its product is annotated as ADP-ribosylhydrolase ARH1-like. Gene Ontology annotation, biological process: protein de-ADP-ribosylation. Bases 348 to 1415 code for a protein of 355 amino acids. Lineage: Eukaryota; Metazoa; Chordata; Actinopteri; Siluriformes; Bagridae. The record is from RefSeq and is a predicted model, not a curated record. The transcript is spliced from 8 exons. Gene Ontology annotation, molecular function: ADP-ribosylarginine-[protein] hydrolase activity; magnesium ion binding.